AUGCGAUUGAGGUCCUUUAAACUGAUUUUAAUUUACUUUGGCUCUUUAAUUCAUCAGACAUUGGCUAAUCAUGACUCGAAAUCCGUCCUGAGAUUCCCAGAUGUUGCAUUUUCGAAAAGCCUUACAGAAUUCGAUUCUUUGGCUAGCGUGUAUCAAACUUUAUCUAGAAAACCGACUUGUUAUCAAGCUACUGCAUUUUCUUUAAUGUCUGCAUGCGAGGUUAUAAGUACCGAACUCUCAAUGGACGAUCGUAUUGACUACGCAAUUCGUUUAACAAUAUGUGAUCUUGAGCAUGCACAGAUUUCAGUUCCCUUCGAAUGUAAAAGAGAAUCACAAUCAUCAUGUUUGAAACAGCUUGAAUCUGUAUCCUCAUGGUGGAUAUCUUUCGCCAGCCAUUACCAUGAUAUAUCUCAUUUAUGUAAAUUAGCACGAUUGGAAUUUGAUAAAGGAAUAUCUAUUGAAGUUAAUAGAAAUAUAACGUUGAUCCAGAAAGAUCUAUUAGAGCUGCUGAAAUCUGAAUUCCAAUACUUCCAAACAAUUUCUAGCGAUUUUAAGUAUGAAACUAUACUUGAAAAUCAGAAAAUGAUUUCUUUGUUUCAAGACAGAACAGAGCAAAUGGAUUUGUUGCUGGAAAAUGAAAAAUUAAAUCUAGUCAAUUGGAAAAGCGACCAGAACCAAAUAGCUUUAAAGCAAAAGGAGUCGUUGGCACAGUCUUCUGAAUUAACCCAAAGGCUUGGUUCCAUGAAAAUGAUAGUCCAUGAACUUUUAACACAAGCUUAUGAAGACCGUGAGGCUUUGAAUGAACAGUUUCAAGGAAGAGCACUAGCACAAAAUGAUAACGUCUUAAAACUAUUAAAAGAAGAAACUUCAGAAUUUCAUACUGACUAUCAUGAAAUGUUGUCCUUAGUUUUGAGGGAUACUGAAAAUACACUUCAAUCAGCCUUGGGAAAAGAGGUUACUCAAUUUUUGAAUCAAUUUUCUACUUUAACAAACAAAAUGAUAUAUCUAGAUAAAGAAUUGGGCUCUUUACAUGAUUCUUUUAUGAAACAUUCUUUGGCCCAGCAAGAACAGAUCUCGCAAUGGAAAACAGAAAUGUUUGACCUCAAUAACAGCCAAUUUGAAAUUUUUAGCAAGUUUGAUUCUUUUAUUAAAGUUAUAAAAAAGUUUACAGACUUCUCGCUAGCAGGUCUCGCAAAGUCAGCAAGCGGUAUAUUCAUGUUAGGCAUAUUUUUGGUCUAUAAAUGUUUGAAACUUAUACUUUCAGCCUUUAAACUGCGACCUUUCUCUCCAAAAUAUGUUUUGAUGAUUAUAAUUGCAUCUGUAAUCUGUUAUAAGUACAUGUACCCUAUAAACUUUAUUCAGACUAUUAAAAUUGGGCGUUCUCUCACCUUAAAUAUCAAAAACUAUGGACUUAUUGUCUUGUUAUUUAUAUGCUUUAUUUACUCUAUUUACCUGCUAAUUUCUCGUCUUAUUAAAACAUUUAGAAAACAGGAACCUGCCUCAAAAUUACUAUUACUGGCUCCACCGGAGACUGUUAAUUUUCCAGAGUCUAGAAGGACAAAUCAUUACAAUUGUGACAAUCCGGGAUUUCAGAACAGGAAUGAUACCAAUUCUCUUGGUAUAUCUGAAUCUCAAUGGUUUUUAAAUGAUCAAACUCAACCUACGAGCAUAAACCAUAAUCUUGGCGACGAUAUUUUUCAACAAAAAGCUUGGUGGGAAUAA
Molecule: messenger RNA, 1722 nt
Organism: Schizosaccharomyces cryophilus OY26
Lineage: Eukaryota; Fungi; Ascomycota; Schizosaccharomycetes; Schizosaccharomycetales; Schizosaccharomycetaceae
Product: nuclear membrane protein
Exons: 3
Coding region: 1-1722 (573 amino acids)
Biological process (GO): karyogamy involved in conjugation with cellular fusion; nuclear membrane fusion involved in karyogamy
Cellular component (GO): endoplasmic reticulum membrane
Source: RefSeq, a predicted model, not a curated record